ACACCACCAAAGAGAUUAGAUUUUCAGACAAGGCAUGAAGUUCGGGAAAGAGUUCUCGUCACAGAUGGUGCCAGAGUGGCACGAAGCUUACAUGGACUAUGAAUAUCUCAAAUCUCUUUUAAAAGACAUAACCAAAUUCAAACGCAAAAACAAUCCUCACCACAGCCAAACUCUCCGCCGGAAGCUAACCGUUUACCGAACAUUCAGCGGUUUACUCGCAAAAUCAGGAAGAAAAAGACAUCCCCACGGUAAUGCACCGAUCAGUCCCUUUUCAGAUUCAGAAGACGACAUCGAGGAAGGACUAAAAUCAGCACCGAUUCUAGUCCAUUCGGCGAGUCACGGUUACGAGACGACGUUUCUGAUGGCGGCGGAGGCAGGAGGAGAGUACGAGACGGUGUUUUUCCGGAGGUUAGACGAUGAGUUCAAUAAAGUGGAGAAGUUUUAUAAGGAGAAAGUUGAUGAAGUGAUGAAAGAAGCUGUGAUGCUUAAUAAACAGAUGGAUGCGUUGAUCGCGUUUAGGGUUAAAGUUGAGCAUCCUGAUGGGUGGCAAUGGAAAGAACGUACGGUGGAGAUGACUCGUUUAGCUUCGGAUGUGGCUAUCUCCGCCGCGGCUGUUGCAGCUUCUACUCCCGCCGGUGCUAGAUCCAUGAAACUUGGCGCUCAAGCUCUGGAAGCAAUACAUGAAGGAGGAUCAAGCAGCACUGGUAAAUCCGACGAAGACGAAGAUGAUGAUGAUGAAGAUAAGGAGAAAGAUGAAGAGAAAGUCAUUUACAAGCCAGCAGACGGUGACAUAAGUAGAUUAAGUGCUGCAAGGCCAUCUCCCAUCCAGGUUUUGGACCGUGUCAAGUUCAACAAUACGAAAGAAACUCCUCGGUCCACAAUCAAACACGUUCUAAAGCCCUCGAACCCGGAGCUCAAGUUUAGUAGAGAUAACUUGAGAAAAGUCGAGGAGAAGCUCAGACGCGCUUUUGUUGAGUUCUACCAAAAGCUUCGCCUACUCAAAAGCUACAGCUUCUUGAAUGUGUUGGCGUUUUCGAAGAUAAUGAAGAAGUAUGAUAAGGUUAGUUCGAGGAAUGCUACGAAGUCUUACAUGAAAAUGGUUGAUAACUCUUACCUUGGCGGCUCUGAUGAGGUUAUUAGACUCAUGGAGCGUGUUGAAGAUACGUUUAUAAAGCAUUUCACCAAUGCUAACAGAACAAAAGGGAUGAACAUCUUGAGACCCAAAGCUAAAAGAGAGAGACAUCGAAUUACAUUCUCCACAGGUUUCUUGGGUGGAUGUAUGUUUUCUCUAGUAGUGGCUCUAUUCGCCAUCAUACGCACCCGUAACAUAUUGCAGGAGGAUGGCCAAAAACAGUACAUGAACACCAUGUUCCCUCUUUACAGCUUGUUUGGCUUCAUUGUGCUACACAUACUUAUGUAUGCUGCCAACAUUUACUAUUGGACGCGGUACCGAGUGAAUUAUUCUUUCAUAUUCGGGUUCAAGCAAGGAACAGAACUUCGCUAUAGACAAGUCCUACUUGUGGGCUUCAGCAUUGGAGUUUUAGCUCUUCUUUGUGUUAUUGCUAAUCUUGACAUGGAGGUUGACCCUGAAACUAAUGAUUACAAAGCAUUAACCGAACUUCUUCCUCUCAUCCUCCUCAUUUGUCUAUUUAUAGUUCUUGUCCUACCAUUCAACAUCUUCUACCGCUCAAGUCGCUUAUUCUUCCUUACAUGCCUCUUUCACUGCCUUGCUGCUCCUCUUUACAAGGUAACUUUACCUGAUUUUUUAUUGGGAGAUCAGUUAACAAGUCAGGUUCAAGCUCUAAGAAGCGUCCAGUUUUACAUAUGUCACUACGGUUGGGGAGAUUACAAACUAAGACAAAACACUUGCACAAAGUCAGAUACUUACAAUGCUUUCUUGUUCAUUGUUGCUGUGGUCCCAUAUGUUUGUCGUCUCCUUCAGUGCUUGAGACGGCUAUUUGAAGAGAAAAACGCAGAACAAGGAUACAAUGGGAUUAAGUACUUCUUGACUAUAGUGGCUGUCUGUUUGAGGACAGCUUACAGUGUAGACAAGGAUAAUCAAUUCCUGUGGAGAUUGUUAGCUGGGAUCUUCUCAGCUAUUGCUGCCAUUUUCUGUACUUAUUGGGACUUAGUCUUGGACUGGGGUCUUCUAAACAGGACUUCUAAGAACCGUUGGCUCAGGGAUAAACUCCUUAUCCCACAAAAGAAAGUAUACUUCAUCGCUAUGACUGUUUUGGAUUUCAACUUCUCCUUCAUGCAUAGACAAACGAUGGUUGCUGUUGUAGCUAGUCUUGAGAUUAUCCGACGUGGGAUAUGGAAUUUCUUCAGGUUAGAGAAUGAGCAUUUGAACAAUGUGGGGAAGUAUAGAGCAUUCAAGACGGGUUUCCACUUUCAACAACUUUCAACCCCACAAGAUCACUCAAAAAUUGAUACACAUUGCCAUUUUCAUUUAAAUCAACACAUAAAUCACCAGAGAUACUGUGACCUGUCAGUGAUUAAUACCAUCCCUAUAAGUAAUCCUGUCUUCUCAACCACUCUUUCUUCAGACACAGAAACAAAACAAACAAACCAAAAACUUAAAGAUUUCAGACAAGAACUAAUGAAGUUCGGCAAAGAAUUCUCGUCCCAGAUGGUGCCUGAGUGGCACGAAGCUUACAUGGACUAUAACCAUCUCAAAUCACUUCUCAAAGACAUCGUCAAAUUCAAACGUGAACACACUCCUCCACACGCCCACGCGCAAAAUCUCCACCGGAAGUUAACAAUCUACCGAACAUUCAGCGGUUUAAUCUCAAACUCGGGAAGAAAAAGACAUCCCCACGGUGCUUCACAGAUCGGUCCUUUCUCAGAUUCAGACGACGACAUCGAGGAAGGACUAAACUCAGCGCCGAUUCUAGUCCACUCGGCUAGUCACGGUUACGAGACGACGUUUCUGAUGGCGGCUGAGGAAGGAGGAGAGUACGAGACAGUGUUUUUCCGGAGGUUAGACGAUGAGUUCAACAAAGUGGAGAAGUUUUAUAAGGAGAAAGUUGAUGAAGUGAUGAAAGAAGCUGUGAUGCUUAAUAAACAGAUGGACGCGUUGAUCGCGUUUAGAGUUAAAGUUGAGCAUCCUGAUGGGUGGCUUUGGGAGGAACGGACGGUGGAGAUGACUCGUUUAGCUUCUGAUGUUGAUAUCUCCGCCGCGGCUGUUGCAGCUUCUACUCCCGCCGGUGCUAGAUCCAUGAAAGUUAGCGCUCAAACUCUGGAAGCAAUACAGGAAGGAGGAUCAAGCAAAGCUGGUAAAUCCGACGAAGAUGACGACGACGAUGACGAAGAUAAGGAGAAGCAAGAAGAUAAAGUAAUUUCCGACGACACAAGUAGAUUAAACGCUGCAAGACCAUCUUCCAUCGAAGUUCUGGACCGUGUCAGAAUCAACAAUACAAAAGAAUCCCCUCGUUCCACAAUUAAACACGUUUUAAAGUCCUUGAACCCGGAGCUCAAGUUCAGCAGAGAUAACCUGAGAAAAGUCGAGGAGAAGCUAAGACGCGCCUUCGUCGAGUUCUACCAGAAGCUUCGCCUACUCAAAAGCUACAGCUUCUUGAAUGUGUUGGCGUUUUCGAAGAUAUUAAAGAAGUAUGAUAAAGUAACUACGAGGAACGCUGCGAAGCCUUACAUGAAAAUGGUUGAUAACUCUUACCUUGGCGGCUCUGAUGAGGUUACUAGACUCAUGGAACGUGUUGAAGCUACGUUCAUAAAGCAUUUCACUAAUGCUAACAGAACAAAAGGAAUGAAUAUCUUGAGACCUCAAGCUAAAAGAGAGAAACAUCGUAUUACAUUCUCCACAGGUUUCUUGGGUGGAUGUAUGUUCUCUCUAGUAGUGGCUUUAUUCGCCAUCAUACGCACCCGUAACAUAUUGCAGGAAAAUGGUCACAAAAAGUACAUGAACACCAUGUUCCCUCUCUACAGCUUGUUUGGGUUCAUCGUGCUGCACAUACUUAUGUAUGCUGCGAAUAUUUACUACUGGAGGCGGUAUCGAGUGAACUACUCAUUCAUAUUUGGGUUCAAACAAGCAACAGAGCUUUCCUAUAGACGAGUCCUACUUGUGGGCUUCAGCAUUGGUGUUUUAGCACUUCUUUGUGUUAUUGCUAAUCUUGACAUGGAGGUUGACCCUGAAACUAAUGAUUACAAAGCAUUAACCGAACUUCUUCCUCUUUUCUUGCUCAUUGUUAUGUUUAUAGUCUUAGUCUUACCAUUCAACAUCUUCUACCGCUCAAGUCGCUUAUUCUUCCUCACGUGCCUCUUUCACUGCCUUGCUGCUCCUCUUUACAAGGUAACUUUACCUGAUUUUUUAUUGGGAGAUCAGUUAACAAGUCAGGUGCAAGCUCUUAGAAGCGUCCAAUUUUACAUAUGUCACUACGGUUGGGGAGAUUAUAAACUCAGAAAAAACACUUGCACAGAAUCAGACACCUACAAUGCUUUCUUAUUCAUUGUUGCUGUUGUUCCAUAUGUCUGUCGUCUCCUUCAGUGCUUGAGGAGGCUGUUUGAAGAGAAAAACGCAGAACAAGGAUACAAUGGGAUCAAGUACUUCUUGACUAUAGUGGCUGUCUGCUUGAGGACAGCUUACAGUAUAGACAAAGAUAAUCAGUUCCUAUGGAGAUUGUUGGCUGGGAUCUUCUCAGCUAUUGCUGCCAUUUUCUGUACUUACUGGGACUUAGUCUUGGACUGGGGUCUUCUAAACAGGACUUCUAAGAACCGUUGGCUCAGGGAUAAACUCCUUAUCCCACAGAAGAAAGUAUACUUCAUCGCCAUGAUCUUGAACGUGUUGCUUAGAUUCGCGUGGGUGCAGACAGUGCUGGAUUUCAACUUCUCUUUUAUGCAUAAACAGACAAUGGUUGCUCUUGUAGCCAGUCUAGAGAUUAUCCGACGUGGGAUAUGGAAUUUCUUCAGGCUAGAGAACGAGCAUUUGAACAAUGUGGGCAAGUAUAGAGCAUUCAAGACGGUUCCAUUACCGUUCAACUAUGAUGAGGAUGAUGACAAAGAUAACUAGUUGUUUCAUCUAUUUUGUCUUAAAGUUGUAUAAAAAAUCAGAUUCUUCAACUAUAUUAAUCCAUAUAGAGUAAGAUGAAGACUGGACUAUAUAAAAGCUGGGCCAUCAAAAAAUCAUGAAAGAGAUGGUUAAUCUCAGGGCUUGUAAGAGUUGUUAUAAAGGAUGUGGUUAGUUUUAGGACUAGGAGUUGCUAUCUAAUUCUAGGCUAUUAAGCAAUGUAGUCUGUAUUUCUCUUUUUGAGUUUUUAAUUCUAGGUCAUUAAGCAACGACUCUGGAGAAUGAGAUUGUUUUCCCUGAGCAUGAAACUCUAAAUUAUGAAGGUCAUCCAAAC
Messenger RNA from Eruca vesicaria subsp. sativa (arugula), 5354 nucleotides. The record is from the annotation of a GenBank genome assembly. Lineage: Eukaryota; Viridiplantae; Streptophyta; Magnoliopsida; Brassicales; Brassicaceae.